Messenger RNA from Fusarium tjaetaba, 480 nucleotides. Its product is annotated as ubiquitin ligase UBC4. The transcript is spliced from 2 exons. The coding region runs from base 1 to 480 and encodes 159 amino acids. Lineage: Eukaryota; Fungi; Ascomycota; Sordariomycetes; Hypocreales; Nectriaceae. The record is from RefSeq and is a predicted model, not a curated record.
AUGUCCAAACGUAUCACAAAGGAAUUCGGUGAGAUUUCCCAAAACCCGCCUGAGGGUUUCUCCAUCUCCCUCCCUCCUGAUGAGACCAUCUACACCUGGCAUGUUACGCUCACGGCACCUGAGUCAUCACCCUACCACCCAGGCAAAUUCGGAAUCGUCCUGACCCUGCCAAUUGAAUACCCCUUCAAGCCGCCUGUCGUCAAGUUCAUCACUCGAAUCUAUCACCCCAACGUCACAAACGACGGCCAGGGCAACAUCUGCCUUGGCCUCCUCAAGCCCGACGCUUGGAAACCCAGCACACAGCUCCGCGCUGUUCUCGAGGGCCUUCGCAACCUCCUAGAGGAGCCCCAGAUCGGCGACCCCCUCGAGGAGCGAAUUGCUCAAGAGUAUCAGAGCAACCGCGCCGAGUUUGAUAAAAACGCCAAGAAACAUGUUGAGAUGUAUGCAAUGGGUUCGCCUGACUUUCCUCCGGUUGCCUAG